This is a messenger RNA of Cutaneotrichosporon cavernicola, 318 nucleotides long. RefSeq lists its product as uncharacterized. The transcript has 5 exons. NCBI's taxonomy places the organism in Eukaryota, Fungi, Basidiomycota, Tremellomycetes, Trichosporonales, Trichosporonaceae. Bases 1 to 318 code for a protein of 105 amino acids. Gene Ontology annotation, biological process: mitochondrial electron transport, ubiquinol to cytochrome c. The record is from RefSeq and is a predicted model, not a curated record.
AUGCGCGUUUCGGCACCAGUUAACGCAGGCAUGCCCUCGGGCAAGACUUGGUCCGGUUGGUGGGGUGACAUGAAGGGCCCCAAGCAGAAGGGCAUCUACGUCUACUCCGUCUCGCCCUUCGCGCAGAAGCCCAUGAAGGGCGCCCUCUCGGGCUACCUCUUCUGGGGUGCCCGCCGCCUCGCCCAGCAGGUCCCCUACUUCGCUCCCCCCUUCCUCGUCGGCUACUGGGUCUACUCGUGGGGUGCGACCAAGUACGCCUACUACAACUCGAAGGAGGGCCACCACGCGAUGGCCAUGGCUGAGGGCGGCCACCACUAA